GAGGCGAGGGGUGGUCUCGUCUCGUGCUCUCCACACGUUUCUUCCGUGCUGUGGGAUCCCGCUGGUCCGAGAGAAGGGAAUUGAAGGAGGAAUUUUGUGUCCAAAAUCUCCUCGAAACUCCAUCUCUCGAGUUCAAGCAAAAUGUUCGUAUUUCGAGUUUAGCUGGACGAAUUGGAUCCGGUUUUGAAGGAAAUAUGGGAUUUCAGGGUCUAUAAAGAUCCAUGUCUUCCAUGGAGAUUGGAGGGCUUCCGGGAGAUUCAAACCUUUACAACGGACACAUAAAUCGCGUUCUUUUGUUCAUGUCCAGGGGCAUAAUUUAGGAGAUUUUUGGGUUUUCGAUGUGUAUAGAUACAUAACUCUUUGCAAAUUCUAGAGUUUUGUGAUAUUAUUGUUUCCUUGUAUAACUGGUUGAGGUAUUGAAGUCUCGUUCUUUGGUUCAGUUGGCCUGUUUGUGAUUUUGACUCUGGAUUUGCGUGUUACUGGUCUUCUUCAUCACUGAUUCAGAAGUAGGUUUGGAUGUAGCUCUGGUUUGGGUUGUGCAGUUGAGAUUUCGGUAGCCUGUUUGGUUUCCUUUUCUUCUAGCAAAUUGGUGCACCAGGUCAUAGCUGUUUCGAGGCCGGUUUAGACCCCAGGAUACCAGAUCUGGACUGGAAUUGCAUUUUUUUUUUCAAGCGCUACUGAAAACUUUUACAUAAGAAAUGCCAAUUAUAUAUGAAUGACCCAAGGAAAGCUGAAGUCUGAUGAUGAAUUUGUGAUUGGCUACUCGUUCUCGAAAUGGAACUCUUCUUCAGUGGUUUCACCAGUGAAUCGUCGGCACCUGAGAAUUUGUUUGCUCAUCCAGACAUCCAAAGAUGCCCAUUUUUGAGAAAUAUCAAUGAACCAACAAAGUUUUCAUUCUCUUCGUCUGUCAAAUUUUUUGCUCCUGUACAAGGAGCCAAGGGUCCAAUCUUUGAAGAUGGACCCAGCUUUGAUAUGGCAUUCAAGCUUUUCCAUGGACGUGAUGGAGUUGUCCCACUUUCUGGAAAAACUUAUGUGCGUGAUGAAAAUGUGGAACCUGAGCCUGCGCCACAGUUUAACCCUUUAGGAGCCAAGGCAGCUACUAUCAGCCUCUCAGCUUUUGGACUAGGAGGGCCCUUUGGCUUUGAUUUCUUCUCAAACAAGUGGAAGAAACAGAAUAAGAAAUCCUCCAAGAAUGAUCCUUCUUCACAGAAAGGAGGAGAUUCCUCACAUGAAGCACUAAGCAAUGAAUGGCUGGAAACCGGGCAGUGCCCCAUUGCAAAGUCCUACAGGGCAGUGAGCCGUGUGCUGCCUCUUGUGGCAAAGGCCCUACAGCCACCAGCAGGUGUGAAUCUGAGGUGCCCACCUGCUGUGGUGGCUGCUCGAGCAGCGCUAGCCCGAACCGCCCUUGUGAAGAAUCUCCGCCCCCAGCCAUUGCCUGCUAAAAUGCUAGCAAUUGCCUUGCUAGGCAUGGCAACCAAUGUUCCCCUCGGGGUAUGGCGAGAGCACACCAAAAAAUUCUCCCCACAAUGGUUUGCAGCCGUCCAUGCUGCCGUUCCAUUUAUUGCAAUGCUCAGAAAAUCCGUGCUGAUGCCGAAGACUGCAAUGGCAUUCACUAUAGCAGCCUCAAUUUUAGGUCAGACCAUCGGUUCGAGGGCUGAACGAUACAGGCUGAAGGCAUUGGCAGCAGCAAGAGACUCUGGAAGUCCUACUAGUAAGGUGACAUUUAGUCUGAAAGAGAGUGGGCAGUGCAAUGAGGGUGAAGGGGGAGUCUGGGAUCCACUUCCACUCAAGGCGGCAGGUUUGGGCUCGACUUCAGCUACAGCACCAACUGCGAGUGUGUGUUCCUGAUAAUGGUAAGGGAUAUUGGUUUAUGAUCAGUAAAAUUAUCUUUAGUUGCGAUUAUUGUCGUAAAAGACUACAUGAAUGCUUGCGAAGUCAUCCUCUGGACAAUGCAAGAGCAGGUUAGAAGAUAAAUAAGAGCAAUUGGAACUGUUUGAGACUAAUAAUGCAAACUAGAAUCUUGUAAUGUUAUAUCCUAGAUAUUAAUGGAUCUCUGGCUGUUGUGUGAUGUGUAAAAGGAUGCGUACAGAGAUUCUUAUCCUUUUGCCUUUGGCUGCAUUAUGGAAUAAAUAAAACAGUUGUGAUUUUGUUGGCA
This is a messenger RNA of Phoenix dactylifera (date palm), 2155 nucleotides long. RefSeq lists its product as uncharacterized. Gene Ontology annotation, cellular component: chloroplast. The record is from RefSeq and is a predicted model, not a curated record. NCBI's taxonomy places the organism in Eukaryota, Viridiplantae, Streptophyta, Magnoliopsida, Arecales, Arecaceae.